AUGACUACUUCACUUCUCCCAGCGCGGGUGUUCGCACCUUCCUCUUCCUCCAUCUUUGCCCACUCUAUGAAUGACAUCAGGAAAGGAUGUCUUUCAGUCACCCCAAGAACAAGAGAUCACCGCUUCUUUUCCUCGUCUCGCUCUGUUCAAACAUCAGCAGCAACACGCUUUCAGUCUGCAAACCGGCUGGCCGGUCGUACAUGCAUGGUCACCGGUGGAUCAUCCGGGAUUGGCUACGCCAUCGCAGAGCGGUUCCUCCAAGAAGGCGCAUCUUCUAUCAUUCUAGUCGGCAGAUCACAGAAACGCCUACAAGAUGCGGCCGAUAAUCUCAAUGCCUCUACGGGUGUCUCUCCAGAUGCUAAUGCUACUAUCACCACGGGAGAGCUCAAUGUUCAGCAAGAUGCGCCGAGUAGGAUUCGUUUCCUUGUUGGUGAUAUUGGAGAAGCAGCUUCAUGGAUGCGUGAGCUGGAGAAGGAAAUGGCCACGGUAGAUGUCCUUGUCAACGCCGCGGGAAUCUCGAUUUCAAGUAUUCUCCCCAGAUCCGAACUGGCAGACAUCUCCCAAAUCCUACGCACAAAUCUCGAAGGUGCGGUGCUCACCUCCCGCGCCCUAAUCCGUGCUGCGAUUCGCAGCCGGGUCCGAACCCGCAAGAACGACUCCACGGACGCAAAUCCCCUCUCGAAGUGUAUCAUCAACGUUUCCUCGUUACUGGCAUUAAAGGCUGGCACCGGUGCUGUGCCGUACGCUGCAUCCAAGGCCGGGGUGUUGGGUUUGACUCGCUCCGUGGCCGUGGAGGCAGCGGCCUCGCUGAAGGACUUGGCCAUUCGGUCAAAUGCCAUCGUGCCAGGAUACAUCGAGACGCCCAUGAUUGCAGGUGAUUACUCUCUGGCAAUCCCUGGUGGAAACGAAUCUUACUGA
Penicillium cosmopolitanum is the source of this 918-nucleotide messenger RNA. Its product is annotated as SDR family NAD(P)-dependent oxidoreductase. The record is from RefSeq and is a predicted model, not a curated record. Gene Ontology annotation, molecular function: oxidoreductase activity, acting on the CH-OH group of donors, NAD or NADP as acceptor. Lineage: Eukaryota; Fungi; Ascomycota; Eurotiomycetes; Eurotiales; Aspergillaceae. The transcript has 2 exons. The coding region runs from base 1 to 918 and encodes 305 amino acids.